UUAUGAAGCAAAUUUCGUACCCAGCCCGUAAAAAAGAGCCGGAAAGCCUGCGGUUGGCAAGAGAACACAACGAUUCCUUCUGAACAUUCUCUACUCUCAGGAAGAGCAACUACAUGCGCACACUUACCUGUCGUCGCAUUGCUUGGGUGCUACUCUCCCGUAUAUGUACAAUAAUCUUUCCAGAUUUUGUACUGAAAUAUAUUGUGGGAUUACACACUGCAGCUGCUCGUCAAGCAUGGCGUGAAAAGAUUACGACCUGUUUUUUAUUCAUUGCAUUAGUCGGGUUCUUUCUGUUCUGGAUCGAAUACGUUUCAACACUAUUCUGCGACAGCGAAGACGUUGUACCGCAAGGCGACGUAUUUAAAAACGAAUCGAAAUACAUAGCACUUAAUGGCCAGGCAGCAGAAUGGUCCAAGUACCAAGAUUCAUCGCGCAUUGCUAAAGAAGUUGUUCCGUACAAUGGACUCGACGUUUCCCCUAUGUUUCCAACAUUCUUAAUGCUGGACCGAAAAGGAUUGGACACAUACCGGAAUCCAACAUUACGACGAUGCAUUGCGGGAGGAGACACAGACCGAUCGGCUCAAGCAGAUAAAUGGCUGACAUACAAACUUGCAAAUGACAGUGGCUAUCGAUACGACGGCAACGAGCUCAAGUGUCCCUAUCCCAACGAUACAACUGUUUCCGGUGCACCCUGUUACUCUUGGCCCUUUAAUGCAUUGCCAUUGAAGGGAGAUAUUGUGUAUCAAAUGGAUGACAUUAGCAACUUUACGACACUCUCUUCGCCCGACACUUUAGGCAAAGCAUACGUAGUAUUGAACGGCAAAGUACUCGACGUAACGUCUUACCUCGAAACAGCAACCGAUAUUGUUGAAGUGUCAUCAGGAGUCUACUCGCGUGCCUUUGCACUGGAUCGCAUGUUUCUACCGCUGGACGUCACCAUGCUCCUGUUUAUCAGCCUUGGCGAAGACAUUAGCGAAUACUUUACCAACAACGUAACGAAUCCAAAUCUCUAUGAAAGAUGUCUUGACGAGCUGUUCUUUAAAGGCAUCAUCGAAGAGGCGGAACCAUCCGGAUGCAAAAAUGUCAAUCCAGCAUUAUGGGCAACUAUGGGUGUAGGACUUUUGUACUUUCUCCUCAAAAUGCAUUUAGCGCAUCUGUGUAGGCUGCAGAUCAUGCAGCGCUUUUUAUUCUCAUCCACACCGGAACUUUCUUCGGCUAUGAGAAGCACCUGGCCCCACACAAUUCUCAUGGUCCCUUGUUACGCCGAACCAAGCACAACCAUCAAACAAACUAUAGAAUCGCUGGCAAGGACGCAUUAUGAAGAUUCGAGAAAACUGCUAAUGUUUGUCUGCGAUGGUCUGACAAAUAGCAAGCAAGAUUCCAAGGAGACGUAUGCUUGCGUUCUCGAAUUACUAGGAUACAGCGGCACCGACGAUCCGGCAUCACAGCCAUACAUUUCACUCGGCCAAAACCGAAAACGGAUCAACUAUGCAAAAGUGUACUCGGGAUAUUAUGAAACUGGACGUAACCGUGUGCCAUACCUGGUCGUCGUUAAACUAGGAGCUGCACGAGAAGCGCCAUUGGCACAAUGCGCUCCAGGCAAUCGUGGCAAAAGGGACUCAAUGGUGCUUGUUUUGGGAUUUUUGGAACGCUGCAUGAAUUUGGCUAGCAACAGGAUGACACCACUAGAAUACGAACUGUUCAACCAAUGUUACAGCGUCCUCGGGAUCAACCCACGCAAUUUCAAGUAUAUGCUGGUCACGGAUGCGGACACGCAGGUACAAGGCGACGUGGUACAAAAGAUGGUUUCACGGUUGGAAAAAGAUCGCAAGAUGCUGGCGAUAAGCGGGCACGUCCGACCUGCCAACCCAGAGCAGAACAUUACGACAAUGCUCCAGAUUUUUCCGCUUUAUCAAACGUUUUACUCCGGUCUUGCGUACGAGGCGUUUCUUGGCACGGUCAUCUCUAUCAAUGGCGGCUUUGUCAUGUACAAGCUUUGGACUGAGAACGUACCCGAUGAACCAAAAUCAUCGAAAGCGUCCCGGUGGCAACACCUCAAACGCAUCAGUAGUACCUCGACGUCUCAGCAGACAAUACGAUCACACAGCAAAUGGCCCAAAGUUAGCGACGAAAUAGAUCCUGCACACGACGAUAGCGAUACCCGUAGUAUGACAACCGGCGAAGAGUCACGACUGUCUUUGGCACCCAAUGCUGGCAUUCGGCCGUGCUGCAUUCAUCCGACGGUUCUUAGGGGUUUUGCGGCACCACAACCAGACACGCUUCAUAUGCAAAAUGUUCUGCUCCUAGGUGAAGAACAGUAUCUCAGCACUGUGCUCCUACGAUCACACCCUCAACAUCGCCUUGGUUUUGAACCAGAAGCAGUAGGCUAUGUCACCCUGCCGACAAACAUCUUUGCACUCCAGGCGCUCCAAUCUCGUAAUCUUCGCUCGACUUUCCACAACCAAAUCGAAAUGCAUCGGAUUGCGUGGGACGUGGGUAUUGGCUGCUGGAUCAUCUCGUUCACCAAACUUUUGGACAUGAUAUUCUCGGUACCAAUCAUCAUCUACCUAUACAGCGUCUACAUACGAUUUUUUAUGUCGCGCCACCUAGCUUAUGCUAUCAUCGCCCUCAGCUUUACGUGUCUGAUUACCCUACACAUCAUCUAUUUUAUCGUUCGACGCCAGUUCAAGUACGUUCUGUGGUUUGUCAUCUAUGGACUGUUCUCUGUACCACUAUUUGCUGUUUGGUUUCCACUCGUGGCCGUAUGGUGUAGCGAUUAUGCUCGACGAUGGUAUGAUGUCUGGCCUACUUCUAAUGGCUGUCGGGGACGAUUACAUGGAGUCGUUGACCACGAACGAGACGAACCAUCAGACGACGAUUACUCGGAGCAAAAGCAAUUAUCUGACGAGGAACUGGUACCACGCAUGCGACUUAACGAAUUUGAAGUUUUUGAAGCUGAAAAGGCAUAUCAGCGUGCAAUGCAAGAAGCUGUAGCACUCGAUUCCAACUUCACUGGCUUUACAGGCUUUGUCAGUGGCAGAGCGAGCAUUCAUUCGACCGACUCAUGGCAUUCUAACUCGUUGCUCGAUCCAAAUAUAUCGACGCCACCUAUUGCUCAACUCAGAAACAACGGUCAUCACAGUGUACGUGUCGGAAAGAGUACUACGAGCGGAUUUAAGCCGGUUGCUUCGGUUGUCGACAUGUAUGGCACAGUAAGGAACGUCGACGGUUUAAGACGACAGCGCGAUCCAUUCGAGGAUCCAUCGCCGACAGCAAGUGUUCGCUCAGGCUCAUUCGCAGAUCCAUUUGCAUCCGCGCUGGAUAAUCCAUUUGAUGAUGGAUAUGCAGUCAAUAAACAAGGAGGACAAGGCGGCUCAGUAACGUAUAACUCAGACGAGAUGCAUCGAACCCGUCGACAACAGCAUAUCGGCAAACACAAGCCAAGUCACUCUCAAUCAUCCUACUUUACCUAUUCAUCAUAUAACACCAACGAUGAAUAUCCACCGUAUUACCCAGCUGCUACCACAAUGGAUGGCGGCGGCUUUGUGAGCAAUGUAAGCUCAAGCGCACCUACCCGGUCAAGGUCCUACUCUGCCGAAUCGGCCAUUCCUGCUGACCGACGUUCCAUCAACUCGACCGUGUCCAAUACGUUAUCGUUAGCCAGCUCAAACCUUAGUCUGGACCCCGAGGCGUCGUUGGAGCACUCAAGAUACCCCUCCUAUCCUGCCACCGGAUCCAUGUCAGCAAGUGCAGUUGUCGAUGAAGAUAAUAGCGGCGAAGAAGGACGAAGAUCUGCUUUCCAUAGCAAAGUUGGUCUCAAAAUCCCUGGUCAUGUUGGUGGACUACGUGGUGUGGGCUAUGGCAACACAGGCGCUGCUGGCGCAGCACCAAACCCAUCCAAUCUCCCUAACCGCGUGCGAUCGACACGGAGACGGCGAGUACCUGCAGAACUGUCACUGCAUCAUCGUGACACUAGCGAUACGAGCUACCGACCGACCGAAAUGUCGACCCUGCCAAGGACAGCGGCUGCAGGCAUCAGCGACACUGGCAGCAGCAGCAACAAUAGCAGUGGCAAUGGCGGUGGCGGUGACAUUCGCGGGGUGAUUGAGCAAGAAGUCAGGACAUACCUGGGAAGCGCAGACCUCGAUUCCACGACACGUGCACAAGUAAAACAGCACCUGUGCUCUGUAUUUGGAGACAGGAUAGAGCGCGACGAACCCCUCCAAGAGUUCAUCAACAAGAGCAUUGAAGACAUCACUUUACAACUUUUAACACGUCCCUCCGCACCCAACUAAUAAGCUCGCUUACUAACUUACUUUUCUAUUCGCGAUCCACCAACACAUUUUCUCCUUCUUCAUCAUAUACCUCUCACCCUCUCACCUACCCAUCUACCUACCCGCACAAACAUACACACCAUCUUUCUUCGCGUCCCUUCUUCUGUAUUGUUCAUCAUUCUUUCCCACUACUUCUCCUUUUUUUCCUUUAAUCUUUUUUCUGUAAAUAACUGAUUGAAAUGGACCUGUAUGUACAUUUUUCCUCUAUCUUCUUUCUCUCUUUUCUCCAAACAAAAUAUCAUAUAAAGGCAUCGUCGUCGUCACGACAGCAAACAACUCGCACCAGGCCCACCACAAAUGCAGAACCAUAUAUCCGACCGCUCUCUCGAUUCAAUGGACUCAUUGAGA
Molecule: messenger RNA, 4682 nt
Organism: Zychaea mexicana
Lineage: Eukaryota; Fungi; Mucoromycota; Mucoromycetes; Mucorales; Lichtheimiaceae
Product: chitin synthase-domain-containing protein
Exons: 4
Coding region: 114-4295 (1393 amino acids)
Cellular component (GO): cell septum; cell periphery
Molecular function (GO): chitin synthase activity
Source: RefSeq, a predicted model, not a curated record